Messenger RNA from Trematosphaeria pertusa, 1128 nucleotides. RefSeq lists its product as uncharacterized. The record is from RefSeq and is a predicted model, not a curated record. The transcript has 2 exons. Lineage: Eukaryota; Fungi; Ascomycota; Dothideomycetes; Pleosporales; Trematosphaeriaceae. Bases 1 to 1128 code for a protein of 375 amino acids.
AUGCCGCAGCGCGCAUGGCCGCAGGCGAUUCUGAGGGACCCGCCGAGAACCCAGGCCAUUGUGGGCGUGAGCGAGGAACGAACGGCCGUGGUCCACGACGUUGGGGUACAAGCGACGCCGCCCGACAUCAGAGCUAUCGACCCUAGUCAGGAUCCCAGCAUUCCCAGCAGCAAUGGCACAUGCCACCUCUUGCGAAUGCCAGGCGAACUUCGCAACAAGAUCUACAAGUACACACUCACCUUCGACGAAGGCGGCCUUGUUGCUCUCGAGCAUACCAGAUACUACCCAGCAAAGACAGUCACCGAGGAGCACUUCAAAGGGUUCCCAAUUCAGGUAGUAACGACCCGGGAGGAGAGGCUCCGAGACGCCAUGAAGCACCUUGCCGAGAACAAGACCAAACUCUGCACCGGAACUCGCCUUCUCGUGGAGGCAAACCAGUUGCAGUAUGUAUGCCGUCAACUCCGCGCAGAAACGAGAGGUCUAUCUCUUCGAUACAACGACGUCGUCUUCCGCAGCCACAUCGGUGAGCUGGAUACGCCGGCAAAACAAUGCGACAGAUUCCUGCACCAAUGCUCACAGCCGUGGCAAACAUGCAUUCGGACUAUCAUCAUCAAGGGCACUCACCGAAUCAGUGCGCUCGAGCAGUGGUGCCACGCCGGGACGAUCCCCGGCGCUGUAUUCCUGAACGGGAUAAUCGAGGGGCCGGGUCUUACGAAGGUGUCGCUCGGGGCAAUCGAGUUUUGCAGGCGCCAUCCACAAACGACUGUGAAGCACCAUCUGGCCGACGUUCACGGAGAACAUUAUAUCGCCCUAUUCCACAAGGCCUUGCUCUACCAGGCGCGUGUUCGGGGCAGUGUUCCCGCUCAGCUCUUCGGCUCUGAGCUCAAUCCAUAUUAUAUCUAUCUUCGCAAUGCAAGCUUCAAGACGGGCCCGAUCCAUUACAACCCGGGUUUGCGAGGCGUCGCCAACUACCGCAUGUUCCCACAUGACGAGGACCUGGAGGAGAUAGAGGCCCGCUCGCUUUUGGCGACGAAUGCAAUGCUGCAUCAAGCAGUCUUCCCUUUCAUUGAAGGCGGAAUGGAAAUGUGGAUUGCCGAAAUGAAGAGAUGGUACUUGGAAGGCUUCUAA